Benincasa hispida (wax gourd) is the source of this 1087-nucleotide messenger RNA. RefSeq names its product two-component response regulator ARR9-like. Lineage: Eukaryota; Viridiplantae; Streptophyta; Magnoliopsida; Cucurbitales; Cucurbitaceae. The record is from RefSeq and is a predicted model, not a curated record. Gene Ontology annotation, biological process: cytokinin-activated signaling pathway; phosphorelay signal transduction system.
AUGGGAUCUUCUGUUGCUGCAAUGGGCAUGGUUUCCGACUCCAAAUUCCAUGUUCUUGCUGUUGAUGAUAGCGUUAUCGAUAGGAAAUUGAUUGAAAGACUCCUUAAAACCUCCUCUUACCAAGUCACUACGGUUGAUUCUGGGAGUAAAGCUUUGGAGUUUUUGGGAUAUGACCCUGGAAAUAACUCGAUUCCUUCUGUUUCAUCUAACCAUCAUCAUCAUCAUCAGGAAGUGGAUGUGAAUCUUGUUAUUACUGAUUACUGCAUGCCUGAGAUGACUGGCUAUGAUUUGUUGAAGAAGAUCAAGGGUUCUACAGCUCUGAGAAACAUACCUGUUGUGAUUAUGUCAUCUGAGAAUGUGCCUGCAAGAAUCAAUAGAUGCUUAGAAGAAGGGGCAGAAGAAUUCUUCUUGAAACCUGUCCGACUUUCGGAUGUCAACAGGCUUAGACCCCACAUGUUGAAAACCAAACUCAGAUGUGACAAACCAGAAAGAACAUCAGAAGACCAGCCUGUUCCAGAAAGCCAAUCCCAAGCACUAGAGCAGCCGCGGCAACAACAACAUCAACAGCAUGAACAAGAACAAUCACGACCGCUACUGCGACCGCAGCAGAUCCCAACAUUGCUGCAAGAUCAAGAUCGAAUGCAAUCCGUACCACUCCUGCCAACACCGCCACAGGAGCAAGAACAGUUGCAAUUACUCACGCCAACACCGCCGCAACAAUCCAACAACAACAAGAGGAAGGCAAUGGAAGAUGGACUUUCUCCAGAUAGAACAAGGACUAGAUACAAUGGUAUUACCACCAUGGUGUAGUUAAUAAUGGGCAAACCUUUUUUUUUUUUUUCUUUUUAAAAUUUUAUUUUAUUUUUAUUUCUUCCCAUCUUCAUGCUGGUUAAUACAGGCUUUUCUUAGGAAUGUAGAGAUCAGAAUGGUUUUCCUGUAUACAUAUUUCUCAUGGAAAUAUUCCCUUCCCAAUUUUGUCAAGCUAAUCAAAAUCAUGACAACAAAAAUUAAAAGAAAAAAAAAAAUGAUGAGUUGUAGCUGUAGAUUUCUUUGACAUUUCCCAAUUUCUUGUUUCUAACUUCACUGA